Hymenoscyphus albidus is the source of this 514-nucleotide messenger RNA. The record is from the annotation of a GenBank genome assembly. Lineage: Eukaryota; Fungi; Ascomycota; Leotiomycetes; Helotiales; Helotiaceae.
AUGAAAAUCGCAGCUAUUCUUACGGCCAUGGGCUAUCUGGCCACGACAGUGGUAGCACAAACAGUUUAUACCGAGGAACUGGGAAUCGCUUAUCCAGAUGGUGGUUUUCUUGUGGAUGACCUAACUGACGAGAGGAGUGAUUGCACUGCAUUCGUCUUCUGUGUACGUACCACCUUUCCUAUCCCCAACUUGAUUUUAAUAUUCUACUUCUUUAAACAUUACUCUACGACUCAUCCCAGAAUAUGAGAAUACAGAUACUAAUUCAGAAUAUCCCUAUAGGGUCGUAGAAGGCAAUCUCCAUCAGGUGGUGCGUUCGUAAUAGGACGCAACCUCUGUGACCCAUUUUAUAAAAAGUCAGAUGAUCCGGAGGCAAACGUAAAUGAAGUGGAUCGUGUAGACUGUACGGCUCGGGUUGGAGGUGAAACGGGUGUAAGUGAUUAUGAUAACCUCUUGUUCGUGUCUACUUUACUAAUAGAAUCAUAAAUUAGUUUGUCCAAUGCUGUAGAUAGCGUAG